AUGAGAAAUUUAGCCAAUAUGACAGGAAAAGAUCCAAAAUGGAUUGUACUCGACGGAGAUAUUGAUCCAAUGUGGAUUGAAUCUUUGAAUACUGUUAUGGAUGAUAAUAAAGUGUUAACAUUAGCCAGUAAUGAACGUAUCCCGUUAACAGAUAGUAUGCGAUUGCUGUUUGAAAUUAGUCAUUUGAAGACAGCUACACCAGCGACUGUAUCACGUGCUGGUAUCCUGUAUAUUAAUCCAGGAGAUUUAGGCUGGACACCAUUUGUACACAGUUGGUUAGAUGAUCGAGUGAAAAUGAAAAAAACUCUAUCGAUUAGUGAAAGACCCGCCCUGUCAAUCUGUUUUGACAAGUAUGUUUCACCAUGCCUUGAAAUUGUUCGUCAUCGAAUGAAACGGAUUACACCGAUACCAGAUUUAGCUCAUGUUGAAAUGCUUUGCUAUCUGCUUGAAUGUAUACUGGACAUUCAAAGUAAAUCAAAAGAUACACGUGAAUUUACUAAAGAAAAUUAUGAAAUGUUAUUUGUCUUCUGUUGUGUCUGGUCAUUUGGUGGAUGUUUAUUUAAAGAUCAGCUGUGUGAUUAUCGUGUCGAGUUUUCAAAAUGGUGGUUAAAUGAAUUUAAACAAGUGAAAUUCCCCUCGGGUGGUACUAUAUUCGACUUUUUUUGGAGUUUAACAACACGAAAAUUUGAAAGUUGGUCAACACGUUUAACUAAAUGUGAACUGGAUCCAGAUAUACCAUUACAAGCUGCUUUAGUUCCUACAGUGGAAGUUGUCCGACUGCGUUUCUUCUUAGAUUUACUCAUUGAAGCUGGACAUCCUGUUAUGUUGGUUGGUUCAGCUGGUACUGGCAAGUCUGUUAUACUACAGGAUAAAUUUUCAAGUUUAUCUGAAGAAUAUCUAGUGAAGAGUAUACCGUUCAAUUUUUAUACAACAAGUUUAAUGCUACAAGAAGUGUUGGAUAAAAGUUUAGAGAAAAAAGCUGGUAUGAAUUAUGGUCCACCAGGACAGCAUAGACUACUCUAUUUUAUUGAUGAUUUAAAUAUGCCAGAGGUUGAUCAAUAUUUCACUGUUCAACCGCAUACUCUCAUUCGUCAACACAUAGAUCAUAAACAUUUUUAUGACAGACAAAAGUUAACCUUGAAAAAAGUGAGUAAAACUCAAUAUGUAGCUGCUAUGAAUCCAACAGCUGGUAGUUUUACAAUCACACCACGACUACAACGUCAUUUUUCAGUAUUCGCACUGAGUUUUCCUGAUGAGAAUGCUGUGAAAACAAUCUAUUCAACAAUACUGAAGCAACAUUAUAUACGCAAUAAUUUUCCAACGUCAGUAAUACGUGCUGUUGAGGGUCUAGUUGAAGCGUGUAUGAUUGCUCACGACAAGAUAUCAGCGGUAUUCUUGCCAACAGCUAUACGCUUUCAUUAUUUGUUUAAUUUACGUGAUUUAACGAAUAUAUUUCAGUGUCUUCUAUUUGCUCAACCUGAUGUAUUCCCAUCUGUCAUCUCUGUUAUCCGACAAUAUCGUCAUGAGGCAAUCCGUGUUUACACAGACAAAAUGAUUGAUAUGAAUGAUGUUGAAACAGCUGUGAAACAUAUCACAUUCGGCAUAACGAAUCAAUUCCCUGAUAUAUCAGUGCAUCAGAUAACACAUGAACCUCUGUUAUAUUGUAGUUUCAAUAAAGGAUUAUCCGCUGAGCGACAAUAUGGACCUGUAUCAUCUCUGGAAGAAAUUAGUGACAUAGUUGUUGGUGCAUUGAAUAAUUACAAUGAUACAUUUGCUGUUAUGAAUUUAGUGUUGUUCAGUGAUGCUGUUAUCCAUGUGUUAAGAAUUUGUCGAAUAUUGGAAAUGCCACGGGGUAGUGCUUUACUCAUUGGGAUAGGUGGUUCUGGGAAACAAUCCCUGUCACGUUUAGCGGCAUUUAUCUCAGGAUUUUAUUUAUCACAAAUAGUGCUGCGUAAAGGUUAUUCACAGAAUGAUUUAAGAGGGCAUCUUGCUCAAUUGUAUAUUAAAGCAUCGUUGAAGAAUAUGCCGUAUGUGUUUUUAAUGACUGAUGCACAGGUUGCAGAUGAACGCUUUCUCGUCUAUGUGAAUGAUUUCCUGGCCUCAGGUGAAAUACCAAAUCUUUUUCAAGAUGAAGACCUUGAUCAGAUUAUACAAGGUAUUCGAUCAGAAGUUAAAGCAAUGGGAAUUAUUGAUACAAAUGAAAAUUGUUGGAAAUACUUCAUAGAUAAGACACGUAGAAUGUUACGUGUUAUUUUAUGCUUCUCUCCUGUUGGUGAUAAACUUCGUCUAAGAGCCAGACGUUUUCCAGCCUUAGUUAAUUGUACCUGUAUUGACUGGUUCCAUGAAUGGCCACAAGAAGCCUUGUUGUCUGUUUCAGAAAGAUUCUUAGAAGAUUGUCCAGGUUUAUCGGAUGAGGUACGCAAAUCUGUUAGCCAAUACAUGGCCUAUGCUCAUACAACAGUCAAUGAACUAAGUCAACAAUAUCUACAGAAAGAACGACGUCAUAACUAUACAACACCAAAAUCAUUUCUAGAACAAAUUAGUCUAUACAAACGUAUGGUUGGUGCACAGAUAGAUGAGCUGCAACGCAAAAUUGAACGUUUAGUCAACGGUUUGGAACGGUUGAAAAGCGCCGGGGAACAAACCAGUGAAUUAAAAGUCCAACUAGCUGAACAAGAAAUUAUUGUCAAUGAAAAAACAGAGAAUGCUAACAAACUAAUUAUUGUCGUCGGUAAAGAAACUGAAAAGGUUACAGCUGAGAAGGAGAUUGCUGCUGAAGAAGAGGCGAAAGUCAGUGUUAUCAAAGCCGAGGUUGAAGUGAAACAACACGAGUGUGAAUCUGAUCUCCGCAAAGCGGAACCAGCUUUGAUUGCAGCCCAAGAAGCGUUGAACACGCUGAAUAAAAAUAACCUAUCUGAAUUGAAAGCGCUGACCAGUCCACCACCAGAUGUUGUCACCGUCUGUUCCGCUGUCAUGUGUCUAUUCGCUAUGGAUGGUCGACUACCGAAGGAUAGAAGUUGGAAAGCUGCUAAAGCUGGUAUCAUGUCUAAAGCUGAUCAAUUUUUAAGUAACCUGGUAAAUUAUGAUAAGGAGAAUAUGUCAGCGAAUAGUAAGGCGGCAGCUUUAGAGUAUGUUAAAAUGCCGAAUUUUGAUCCAGAUAUAAUUCGGACUAAAUCAUUGGCUGCCGCCGGUCUCUGUUCCUGGGUAAUAAAUAUCCUGAAAUUUCAUGAUGUCUAUUGUGAAGUGAAACCGAAACGUGAUGCACUGGAUGCAGCCAAUGAAGAGCUACGUCAGGCUACAGAAAAACUUGAAGGUUUACAAAAGAAAAUCGCCGUUCUUGAAGCAUCGUUAGCUGAGUUAACAGCCAACUUCCGUGAGGCUACGGAAGAAAAACUGCGUUGUCAACAAGAAGCUGAUUUUACGGCUAAAACACUGGAUUUAGCCAAUCGACUGGUGAAUGGUUUUGCCUCGGAGAAUGUUAGAUGGGCAAAUCAAGUCGAGGAAUUAAAGGUACUCGGUGAAACUGUAGUUGGUGAUGUUUUGAUAACAACAAGUUUUAUCUCUUAUUUUGGUUAUUUAAGUCGAACAUUUCGUCAACAAUUGCUCAAUGUUAAAUUGUGGCCAUUUUUGAAAAGUCUACCAAUACCAAUCCCGGUUCGUGAUGGAAUAGAUCCGCUAGAUAUGCUAAUUGAUGAUGCAGUUAUCGCUACAUGGAAUAAUCAAUCCUUACCAGAAGAUCGUAUGUCUAUUGAAAAUGCUACAAUAUUUACAUUCUGUGAACGUUGGCCAUUGUGUGUUGAUCCCCAGCUGCAAGCGAUUAAAUGGAUUAAGGUGAAAUACGGCAAUGAAUUAGUGGUCACACGGUUGGGCGCCAAAAAUUAUUUAGAACAAAUUGAAUUAGCCAUUACAGAUGGACGUGUUGUACUGAUUGAAAAUAUCGGUGAGACGAUAGAUCCUAUCCUAGAUCCUGUAAUUGGACGACAGACAGUUAAAAAAGGUCGAUUUAUCCUACUGGGUGAUAAAGAAAUCCCUUACAACACGAAUUUCCGUUUAAUUCUACAAACAAAACUAGCCAAUCCACACUAUCAACCAGAAUUACAAGCACAAGCCACUCUGAUCAACUUCACAGUGACACGUGACGGUCUAGAAGACCAACUGUUGGCAACAGUUGUGAGUAAAGAACGUCCAGAUUUAGAGCGGUUAAAAUCGAAUCUAACAAAACAACAAAAUGAAUUUAAAAUCACAUUGAAAACACUAGAAGAUUCCCUGUUGGCUAAAUUAUCUUCAUCCGAUGGGAAUUUUCUCGGCGAUCAUUCUCUAGUUGAAAAUUUAGAGACAAAUAAAAAAACAGCUAAAGAUAUUGAAGAAAAGGUAAGAGAAUCGAAGAUCACCGAGAAAGAGAUCAAUAUUGCUCGUGAACACUAUCGGUUAGCUGCUCAACGUGCUGCACUUAUCUACUUUGUUAUGAACGAUUUAUGUCAUAUUCAUCCAAUGUAUCAAUUCUCAUUGAAAGCAUUCCGUACUGUCUUUGAAAAGUCUAUUGAGACUGCAGAACAAUCGGAUAAUGAUAAAGAACGUUUAUUAUUACUCUUAGAUAAUAUUACCUAUUCAAUAUUUGUUUAUACAACACGCGGUUUAUUUGAACGGGAUAAAUUAGUCUUUACUGUAUUAAUGGUGCUACAAAUCCAGUAUACAUCAAAAGAAAUCCCACCGAUCCUAAUGGAUUUCCUACUGAGAUAUCCUGUUGUCACAGAUGUACAAAGUCCUGUUGACUUUUUAAACGAUUUAAAUUGGGGUGGUGUACAAACUCUAGUGAAAAUGAAUAAUUUUCGUGAUUUAGACAAGGAUAUUAUUGCAUCGGCAAAACGUUGGAAAGUAUUUCUUGAAAGUGAAGCCCCAGAGAAAGAGAAAUUCCCCCAGGAAUGGAAAAAUAAAAGUGCUAUUGAAAAGUUGUGUAUGAUGCGUGCUUUACGACAUGAUCGAAUGACAUAUGCAUUGAGGCAUUAUAUUGGUACAACAUUUGGCACAAAGUUCAUUGAAGGUCGUCAUAUUGAAUUGGCUAAAUCGUUUAAGGAGUCUGGACCAGCUGUACCAAUCUUUUUUAUAUUAUCUCCGGGGGUUGAUCCAUUGAAAGAUGUUGAAGUAUUGGGGCAUAAACUUGGUUUCACUGUUGAACAUGGUAAUUUUCAUAAUAUUUCACUUGGACAAGGUCAAGAGAUUGUCGCCGAGCAAGCUUUAGAGGCAGCGGCGAAAAAUGGAGCAUGGGUUGUUCUACAAAAUAUUCACCUGGUUGCACGUUGGUUAAGCACACUGGAGAAACGGUUGGAGCAGUAUGCAGAAGAUGCACAUCCAGAUUAUCGCGUGUUUGUUAGUGCAGAGCCAGCAGCCGAUGUAUCAACGCAUAUAAUUCCACAAGGGAUAUUAGAAAAUGCUAUCAAGAUAACCAAUGAACCGCCUACGGGUAUGCUGGCUAAUCUACACAAAGCGUUGGAUAACUUUAAUCAGGAAACACUUGAACGUUGUACAAAAGAAGCAGAAUUCAAACCAAUUUUAUUUGCUUUAUGUUAUUUUCAUGCUGUGGUUACAGAACGUAGUAAAUUUGGUUCACAAGGUUGGAAUCGUACAUAUCCAUUCAAUGUUGGAGAUUUAUGUAUUUGUUUAGAUGUAUUAUAUAAUUAUUUAGAAGCAAAUAAUAAAGUCCCAUGGGAAGAUUUAAGAUAUUUAUUUGGUGAAAUUAUGUAUGGUGGACAUAUAACUGAUGAUUGGGAUAGACGGCUGUGUAGGACAUUUUUACAAGAAUAUUUACAACCUGAUUUAGUCGACGGUGAUCUCUAUCUAUCGCCUGGAUUUCUUGUCCCACCAAAUUCAGACUACGCUGGUUAUCAUGCCUAUAUCGACAAGUAUUUACCGCCUGAAUCACCUUACCUAUAUGGUUUACAUCCAAAUGCAGAGAUUGAAUUUCUGACAAAAUCAGCUGAACGUGUAUUCCGUGUCGUGCUUGAACUGCAACCACGUGACACUGGAACUGAUGUCAGUGAUGCACCAAGUCGUGAAGAAACACUGAAUAGUCUGAUAGAAGAUUUAUUAGAUCGUCUAUCGGAUGGAUUUCCUAUGAAUGAAUUGUACGCUAGACAAGCACCGGAGGAACGUGGUCCAUACACUGUGGUUGUCUUACAAGAAUGUGAACGAAUGAAUAUUUUAAUUGAUGAAAUUCGUCGAUCACUUCGUGAAUUACGUUUGGGUUUACGUGGAGAGUUGACAAUCUCUGGUGCAAUGGAUUCGUUGAUGAAUUCUUUAUUUUUAGAUCAGGUACCAUCAACCUGGGAACGUUAUGCCUAUCCAAGUCUAUAUCCACUUGGCUUAUGGUUCGCCGACUUGUCAAAUCGAUGUAAAGAGCUGGAUAUAUGGGCACAAGAUUUAGGCUUACCAGGCUCUGUAUGGCUUGGUGGUCUAUUCAACCCACAAUCAUUUUUAACUGCAGUUAUGCAACAGACAGCAAGAAAAAUGGAAUGGCCAUUGGAUAAAAUUUGUAUCAGUGUUGAAGUAACAAAAAAGACAAAAGAAGAAAUGGGCUCAGCACCAAGAGAAGGUGCCUACGUGCAUGGUUUGUUUAUUGAAGGUGCUCGAUGGGAUACAAGUGCUAACUCGAUAGUUGAUGCUAGAAUUAAAGAAUUGGCACCAGCAAUGCCUGUUAUCCUGCUUAGAGCUGUACCAUCGGAUAGACAAGAAGGUCGAAUAGCAGCAAUGUAUGCUUGUCCUGUGUAUAAGACAAAAACAAGGGGACCAACAUUUGUAUGGACAUUUCAUUUACGUACAAAAGAGAAACCGGCUAAAUGGAUUAUGGGUGGUGUUGCACUACUUUUACAAGUAUAA
This is a messenger RNA of Trichobilharzia szidati, 6873 nucleotides long. The record is from the annotation of a GenBank genome assembly. Lineage: Eukaryota; Metazoa; Platyhelminthes; Trematoda; Strigeidida; Schistosomatidae.